Molecule: messenger RNA, 390 nt
Organism: Sclerotinia sclerotiorum 1980 UF-70
Lineage: Eukaryota; Fungi; Ascomycota; Leotiomycetes; Helotiales; Sclerotiniaceae
Exons: 4
Coding region: 1-390 (129 amino acids)
Source: RefSeq, a predicted model, not a curated record
AUGUACAAACUGUGCAUAGCAUUAGCCUUCGACCCUAACACUAUCGAAUAUGGUGUUAGGGAUCGAUGUGACAACUUGAAAAGGAUCAACAGUCCAUCGGAAGGUUUGAACGUUCAGAUUGAACCAUUGCGUAUCAAUGAAAGUGAUCUCAAUACAAAGCGUAUGCUAGACCUUAUGGCGCCUGGCCGCCUUACCAUUGUAGACCUCUUAUAUCCUUGUAUUACGUCGGAAGGGGCUUGCUCCUUAUUCAAUAUCUGUUUGAGUAUCUUUCUCGAACAAAGUUUAAAUGUAGGUCGAGUUAUCGUGCUAGAUGAGGCCCAUAAAUAUAUGAACACCUCAGCUGAAGCAUCAACUCUGACGAAUACCCUCCUCUCUAUUGUUCGACUAUAA